Messenger RNA from Fulvia fulva, 993 nucleotides. Its product is annotated as Putative quercetin 2,3-dioxygenase. The coding region runs from base 1 to 993 and encodes 330 amino acids. NCBI's taxonomy places the organism in Eukaryota, Fungi, Ascomycota, Dothideomycetes, Mycosphaerellales, Mycosphaerellaceae. The record is from RefSeq and is a predicted model, not a curated record. The transcript has 2 exons.
AUGUCUUCAGAAAACGAAUCUUCGGCGGAAACACAACCACAGUCGUCCUUUCCCCUUAAAACAGUCGCGACUCUCGUAGCCCUCUUAGCAGUCAUUCUGGCGUUGUAUACCCCUCUCCGCUCAGCUCUACCAAAGCUAUCAAAGACGACACUACCAGUCUCAGCUCACACGAUGGCGACAAUGACAGCGACAGCGACGAACGGUACCUCCAACCUGAAGAUCACGAAACGACCAUGGAAUGGUAGAGGUCAUGCAGACCACGGCUGGCUCUACACGUUCCAUACCUUCUCCUUCGCCUCCUACUACGACCCCAAGUACGAAUCGUUCGGUCCUCUACGAGUCAUCAACGAAGAUCGUGUUGAAAGAGGUACUGGGUUCGGGCGUCACGGUCAUGCUGAGUUCGGUAUUUGGUCGUACAUCGUGCAAGGCGAGCUAGAGCACAAAGAUAGCAUGGGCAACUUGGAGAAGUUGAGAAGAGGCGAGGUUCAAUUCACCAAUGCUGGGACGGGCAUUUCCCAUUCUGAGUACUGCCGGAACCAAGAGGAGGAUGUACACUUCCUCCAGAUAUGGGCAAAGCCCAAUAUUCGAGGCCUCAAGCCAUCGUACUGCACGCGGAAAUAUACCGAUGAAAUGAAGACCGACAAGCUCGUGAGAAUCAUGGAGUCAAAAGAGCGACACAGCGGAAAAGAUGGACCAACAGAGCCCAUUGAGAUCUACUCCGAUCUGAGUAUGGACGCUUCGAUUUUAGCACCCGGCAAGAAGGUCGAGCAUGAGCUGGUCAAAGAUGGGGAGAGGAACGUUUUCCUACAUGUCGUAAUGGGCGAUCGCAAGCAGCCAACGAGCGGCGGUGCGAAGAUCAAGAUCGGGGAUGUUGAGCUUGGAGAAGGCGACGGUGCGUUCAUCAAGGGCGCUUCCGGACCUGGCAAGAUUGAGGUUGAGAGUGUGGGAGACAAGCCGGCGGAGUUCCUGCUGUUCGACAUGGGAGAGAAGUAG